AUGUACGUCUUGUACAUCGGCCUCUUGUUUUGGCAUUCGAACGAUACGAGGGACUCGUGGGCCUAUCUAUACGCGACGCUUUCCACCUGGCUCGCCACUUGCGUAUCAUGCCUCUUUUACAAGUGGCAGACCUUCGGUAUCUUCCGCGACUGGUUCCAAGGUUUCCCUUCGAGACUGCGAGCGCUCCCCGCCGGCAUCACGAAGAUGGCUAUCCUUGCGUCGCCAGAUUUCCAACGUAUGCCUGGGCGCACUGCCGGCUGGGACUCCCUCACUUGUUCUCUCCCCGAGAACCACCCGUUCACGAUUUCUAUGUCCGAUCAUGACGUGGACGUGCCCGCGUCCCAGACUCUCGUGGCGGGUGGCAACGGCGUCUCGGCUUGCUUGCCGUGGAUGCAGCACGCCGCGAGGCGCAUCGAAGCAGGUCCCGUGACGACGUCGAUCGUAGACUUCUACGUGACACAUUCUUCGGGGUCAUCCGCCGCUGAGAGUACGGAUUCGGAGAAGAGCUCAGGCGACAGGGUCCCGAAAGCAGAUCGAGCGACGCUGGUACAGCCGUGGUAG
Messenger RNA from Durotheca rogersii, 561 nucleotides. RefSeq lists its product as uncharacterized. NCBI's taxonomy places the organism in Eukaryota, Fungi, Ascomycota, Sordariomycetes, Xylariales, Xylariaceae. The transcript has 4 exons. The coding region runs from base 1 to 561 and encodes 186 amino acids. The record is from RefSeq and is a predicted model, not a curated record.